AUGAUUCUUACUCUGUUAUAUGGCUUUGUUAUUGAUGUGAUCUUCCUCUGUUUGACAGUUGGAAUUGAGUGUAGAUUUCAUAAAUACCAAUGGAAUGAAGAAUUCAAAACUGAUGGUCAUAACGAUUUUAGAUGUUUGGUUGAUAAGGAUAUUGAGACUAGCGCUCCCUUGUCUUUGAUCAGUAACAUUUCUAGGGAAGAAGACAUAUAUACUGGGGCACAAGCUGUUCCACCUUUUUCUCCUCGAAAACAAGUUCUGCUUGGGCCAAAUCAUCAAGCCAAUAUUCCUUUGUUGGGUAGGCAUAUAAAGAAGGAUAUUUUCGUUCAAAAUGGUGCAUCAGACACCAAUGAUAUUAACUAUGAAGAGAUUAUGAUGGGAACAUGUAUCAUUCCAAUGCCCGACUUAGAUAUUUCCGCAAAUAACAGUGGCAACAUUGGUGCUGGCAGGACUGACUGUGGCUGCCUGGAUAGGGGCUCGUUUAGAUGUGUGCAACAGCAUGUCAUGGUAGCACGGGAAAAUCCCCGAAAAUCCCUUGGGCAUGAAAAAUUUGCGCGGCAGGGGUUUUAUGACAUGGGAGAGGAUGUUGCACAUAAAUGGAGUGAAGAUGAAGAGAUAUUCCGUGAGGUUGUUUACAGUAAUCCUGCUUCAUUGGGUAAGAAGUUUUGGAAGCACUUGUCAGUGAAACGAGCUGUUCAGAACAGAUCCAGUGUUCUGGAAAUUGUCAGUGAUGAUGAUGAGUGGCAUGGAAGUCAACAGGCUUAUGUAGUUGAGGCUUCAGAGAAAGAUGAAGACUCUUCUGCUAUUGAGUCUCUUGCUGAUCAGGAAGGUGUUGCCUACCAUGAAAGUGAUUGUCUUGAUGAUGAUGAGAAUGGAAGUGAAGACGAUGACAAUGAUAGUAGUGACUCUGAUAGUGAUAGCUGUGAUGGACAUGUUUCAAAACCAUUUGGUGAGAGCAAGUUCAAUGCUGUUUUUGAACGAACAAACGAAGUUUCAGAACAGGUAGAGGAUUUAGAUGUACAGGAUGACUCGUGCAUGUCUUUUGUGUUUCAGCCAAACAUGGUCGACUCUCAUAGUCUGAUUGACACCAAAGGCUGGUUAACACGAUAG
Messenger RNA from Hibiscus syriacus, 1107 nucleotides. RefSeq lists its product as uncharacterized. NCBI's taxonomy places the organism in Eukaryota, Viridiplantae, Streptophyta, Magnoliopsida, Malvales, Malvaceae. Bases 1 to 1107 code for a protein of 368 amino acids. The record is from RefSeq and is a predicted model, not a curated record. The transcript has 3 exons.